This is a messenger RNA of Globicephala melas (long-finned pilot whale), 2161 nucleotides long. It is a transcript of the gene ARL16, whose product is annotated as ARF like GTPase 16. The record is from RefSeq and is a predicted model, not a curated record. Gene Ontology annotation, molecular function: GTP binding; GTPase activity. Lineage: Eukaryota; Metazoa; Chordata; Mammalia; Artiodactyla; Delphinidae.
GGCAAGGCCUGGCGUCGCCAGGACGCCGAGCCACGGGUGUAGAGUGGAGCGGGGAGCGGGAUGUGUCUUCUGCUCGGGGCCACGGGUGUGGGGAAGACGCUGUUGGUGAAACGCUUGCAGAAGCUGAGCUCCCGGGAUGGGAAGGGCGACCUGGGCGAUCUUCCCCCCACGCGGCCCACGGUGGGUACCAACCUAACGGACAUCGUGGCUCAGAGAAGGAUCACCAUCCGGGAGCUGGGCGGGUGCAUGGGCCCCAUCUGGUCCAGUUACUAUGGAAACUGUCAUUCUCUCCUGUUCAUGGUGGACACCUCUAACCCUACCCAGCUCUCUGCAUCCUGUGUGCAGCUCCUGGCUCUCCUUUCGGCAGAACAACUUGCAGAAGCAUCGGUUCUGAUUCUCUUCAAUAAAAUUGACCUGCCGUGUUACAUGACCAUAGAAGAGAUAAAGUCGUUAAUCAGGCUCCCGGACCUCAUUGCUUGUGCCAAGCAGAACAUCACCACGGUAGAAAUCAGUGCCUGGAAAGGCACUGGCUUGUCAGAAGUGCUGCGCUGGCUCGAGGACACCCACAGAACGAAUGGUUGACUGCCGGGCCGAGAAGCGUGGCUGGCCUGCUCUGUGGCAAGAAGGCAGAAGCAAGCAUUACUUGGCCUCUGGCCAUCUGCUGCUUUUAUAAGGGCAGGAUAAAUCCUAGAAGAUGGGGUUCUGUGCUGAGUUGCAGUGAUGGGUAAACUGAGGCACCCAGGUUAUAGAAUUCCUGACAUCUGCCCUCUGGCUCCAGAGCUGGGAGAGAAGGACAGGCCUUCCAGGUGGCUUGUGUCCUACACCAUCCUGGGAUGGUUCCAGGGGAUUUGUUCCCCUGCCCACCAGGAGAGCUGCUCUCUCAACUCUGAUACAAGCUCCAACCUGUUGAGUUUCUGAUACCUUGACAGUACAAGGAAGCUUGUGGGAAAACACCUAUUGCUUGGUGCAUUUGUGUCCUAGGGCCUCUGUAACAAAUCGCCACAAAUGGUGGCUUGCAGCAGCAUAAACUUACAUUCACGGUGCUGGAAGCCAGAAGUGUGGAGGCUCUGAGGGAGAAUCCAUUCCCUGCUUCUAGUGGCUGCUCGUGCCGCUUGGUGUCAUUGGCUUGUGGCUCGCAGGACUUGAAUCUCUGCCUCUGUCUUCACGUGGUCUUCUCUCCUCUUUUUAUAAGGAGGAUGUAGGGCCCACCCUAAAUCCAAGGUGAUUUCAUCUCAAGAUCCACAGUUACAUGUGCAAAGAUCCUUCUUCCAAAGGUCACCUUUGCAUGUUCCGGGGGUUACAACUUGGACGUAUCUUUUGGGGCCACUAUUAAACCUACUGCAGUCUAGUAAGAAAUCCUCUGCUUCUGCGUGUUGUUGUGAGUUUCCUACAACAGCUUCCUCUGUCUCAGCUGGUGGUCUAGCUCAUUGGGCCAUCGGCCCAGGCCCUCAGCCUCCUCACGGUUUCCAGUUGGUCACUCUGCGGGGGUGAGGGGAGCUCUGUUCUACAGAGGUUUUAAAUGGUGCUCCGAGAAAGCUCUGUAUGUCCUGCAGGGCAGUGCGGUCUCAAGUCUUCCUUUCCCUGUUGAAGCGAUAGGCCUCCCAGUUCAGUGCUGCUGCUCCCUGGGAAGGUUCUCAAUUGGCUCUUGGAUGUACAGGGCCGGUGCCACCUUCUCAGGCAGACCACGUAGUUGCCAGUGGUCCCCCUCCAUGGUGGGUCUGUGGAGAUUUCACAGGACCCACAGUGACUGGCUGGCAGAUGUCCCCCAAUCUCAGGGCACUGAGGAGAGUGUGGCCAGACCUUGAAGUGUCAACCAUUCAUGGGUCACAUGCCUAGUUCAUCUUUUGGCUUGAUGCAGGUGUGUUUUAACAAAGCAUUUUAGCAUUUUCCAAAUGAGGCUGGUACAGGUGGCACUGUUGAGGCCCUCCGAGGGCUUUUGGAAGGCCGGCAUGGCCCCCAUUGGUCUCAUGGGGACCCAGGGCCCCAGCACCCCUGGGUCUCUCUAGGGCGGGAACAGUUCACACCAGCCUGCCUCGGCCACCCCUGCGGUUGUGUCUUUGCCCCAGCCACUCUGACCCCAGGGCCAGACAUCCAGGCCCAGAGGGGACAGGCAGGGCUACAUCCGUACUGCAGGAGAUUGGCCUGAGGGGUCUGGGCUCCC